Hirundo rustica (Barn swallow) is the source of this 7447-nucleotide messenger RNA. RefSeq lists its product as uncharacterized. Lineage: Eukaryota; Metazoa; Chordata; Aves; Passeriformes; Hirundinidae. The transcript is spliced from 2 exons. Bases 5719 to 6798 code for a protein of 359 amino acids. The record is from RefSeq and is a predicted model, not a curated record.
AAAGAGCUUUAAAGAAAUUAAAAAUCACGGGUAAAAGAGCUUUAAAGAAAUUUAAAAUCAUGGAUAAAAGACCUUUAAAGAACGGGUCGAUACAUUUCAGUGAUCAUAAAAGUUGUGCAAAUAACGGCGCCUUGUUUGCUCCAAUGCAUUCGACAAAUUAUUGAUGAAGCCAUCAGGGGAGUCUCUGUGGCUCCAAGAGAAGGGAGAGAUGUUGCAGGAUGAAUCCCCCUGGGCCAAACCCACCCAGGCCCAGGAGCGCCCAGAAAUGUGAGGACUGAAUUAGAACCUUCGGAGAAACUAAAAUCCAUAGAUGCACGCAGACACGAGGUAGAAAUGCAAGUUUAGUCGUAAAUAAAUAGAGGAUUUUAGGUGCCUUAGGAAAUAAGAGAUGGGAUCCGUUAGCAAGAAGAAGCCCUAAAGCCUCGUCUAAAGUUCAAGUAACGUCGCCUUUUGCAAAGUUAGUUCAAUUCUAGACGUAACCAAAAUAAAGUCGCCUUGCUUAGCGUUCCUAGAUAGAACAGAUGAGGCUACAGACGUAGAAUUUCCGUAAGAAAUUACGAAUAUCGCCGCGCAUCGAUCUUAUCUUAGGACAGGCCCAACAAGGCAAUGCUGGGCUCGAGUUUCUACCUGAUUGGCCUAAAACAGGAUAAAACGCACGGCUUUGGGAACGCCGGCGGGUUCAGGGGAGACCGAUCACAAACGGUGCCGUUGUUGCUUCUGCUUGGGACUUAGAGACUGGUGGGAAUGCAUUUCCACAGCCGGGCAAAAGAUUCUGUUGAAGGAAAAACGUUUCGGUUGAGUUUUGAACAUAGACUGAAGCCAAGCUAGAAAGUUCCGUGCCCUCGAUACAUCUUGGAUUUCCACACCCGAGCAAAUGAUUCUGUUGAAGGGAAAAUGUUUGGGUUGACUUUUGAACAUAGAACGAAGCCGAGCUAGAAAGUUCUGUGCCCUCGAUACAUCUUGGAUUUCCACAUCCCACCAAAUGAUUCUAUUGAAGCAAAAACGUUUCGGUUGACUUUUGAACGUGGAAUGAAGCCGAGCUAGAAAGUUCCAGCCCUCGAUACAUCUUGGAUUUCUACACCUGAGCAAACGAUUCUGUUGAAGAAAAAAUGUUCCGGUUGACUUUAGAACGUAGAACGAAGCCGAGCUGGAAAGUUCCAUGACCUCGAUACAUCUUGGAUUUCCACACCCGAGCAAACGAUUCUAUUGAAGGGAAAUCGUUUCGGUUGACUUUUGAACGUGGAAUGAAGCUGAGCUAGAAAGUUCCAUGCCCUCGAUACAUCUUGGAUUUCCACAUCCCAGCAAAUGAUUCUAUUGAAGGAAAAAUGUUUCGGUUCACCUUGGGACAUAGAAUGAAGCCAAUCUAGGAAGUUCUGUGCCCUUCCCAUCGGCAUCGGCCCAGUGCCAGCGCAGGGGCUCUGGUUGGGCCUUGGAGAUGUUUCUCAGGAUCUGUGGCUGCUGCUAUUGGCAGCCAGCCAAAUCGUCCCCCCUUAAUCAUCGCACACUCAGGAACGAGCUCAGGGGCGCUCGGGCGCUUUUUAAGGUGUCAGACUCCGACACCUGUGCUCGGCUUUUGUUUCCGUACCGUUUGCUGUUUUAUCUUUUAUCGAAACCUCGGCUUUACCGAACGCGCUCAAAGAGCUGUCUGGCAAACGUUAUCCAGCCGCUGCGGGAGGUUGCUGGCCAAGCCUCAGGCUCGAUACAUCUUGGAUUUCCACACCUGAGCAAACGAUUCCGUUGAAGGAAAAACGUUUUGGUUGACUUUAGAACGUAGAACGAAGCCAAGCUAGAAAGUUCCAUGCCCUCGAUACAUCUUGGAUUUCCACAUCCCAGCAAAUGAUUCCGUUGAAGGAAAAAUGUUUCGGUUGAGUUUUGAACGUGGAAUGAAGCUGAGCUAGAAAGUUCCGUGCCCUCGAUACAUCUUGGAUUUCCACAUCCCACCAAAUGAUUCUAUUGAAGCAAAAACGUUUCGGUUGACUUUUGAACAUAGAACAAAGCCGAGCUAGAAAGUUCUGUGCCCUCGAUACAUCUUGGAUUUCCGCACCUGAGCAAAUGAUUCUAUUGAAGGAAAAAUGUUUCGGUUGACUUUUGAACGUGGAAUGAAGCCGAGCUAGAAAGUUCUGUGCCCUCGAUACAUCUUGGAUUUCCGCACCUGAGCAAAUGAUUCUAUUGAAGCAAAAAUGUUUCGGUUCACCUUGGGACAUAGAAUGAAGCCAAUCUAGAAAGUUCUGUGCCCUUCCCAUCGGCAUCGGCCCAGUGCCAGCGCAGGGGCUCUGGUUGGGCCUUGGAGAUGUUUCUCAGGAUCUGUGGCUGCUGCUAUUGGCAGCCAGCCAAAUCGUCCCCCCUUAAUCAUCCCACACUCAGGAACGAGCUCAGGGGCGCUCGGGCGCUUUUUAAGGUGUCAGACUCCGACACCUCUGCUCGGCUUUUGUUUCCGUACCGUUUGCUGUUUUAUCUUUUAUCGAAACCUCGGCUUUACCGAACGCGCUGGAAGAGCCGUCUGGCAAACGUUAUCCAGCCGCUGUGGGAGGUUGCUGGCCAAGCCUCAGGCUCGAUACAUCUUGGAUUUCCACACCUGAGCAAACGAUUCUCUUGAAGGAAAAAUGUUUGGGUUGACUUUAGAACGUAGAACGGAGCAGAGCUAGAAAGUUCUGUGCCCUCAAUACAUCUUGGAUUCCCACAUCCCAGCAAAUGAUUCUGUUGAAGGAAAAACGUUUCGGUUGACUUUAGAACGUAGAACGAAGCCGAGCUAGAAAGUUCCAUGCCCUCGAUACAUCUUGGAUUUCCACACCUGAGCAAACGAUUCUAUUGAAGGGAAAUCAUUUCAGUUGACUUUUGAACGUAGAACGAAGCCGAGCAAGAAAGUUCUGUGCCCUCGAUACAUCUUGGAUUUCCGCACCUGAGCAAAUGAUUCUAUUGAAGGAAAAAUGUUUCGGUUCACCUUGGGACAUAGAAUGAAGCCAAUCUAGAAAGUUCUGUGCCCUUCCCAUCGGCAUCGGCCCAGUGCCAGGGCAGGGGCUCUGGUUGGGCCUUGGAGAUGUUUCUCAGGAUCUGUGGCUGCUGCUAUUGGCAGCCAGCCAAAUCGUCCCUCAUUAAUCAUCCCACACUCAGGAACGAGCUCAGGGGCACUCGGGCACUUUUUAAGGUGUCACACUCCGACACCUGUGCUCGGCUUUUGUUUCCGUACCGUUUGCUGUUUUAUCUUUUAUCGAAACCUCGGCUUUACCGAACGCGCUCGAAGAGCUGUCUGGCAAAUGUUAUCCAGCCGCUGCGGGAGGUUGCUGGCCAAGCCUCAGGCUCGCUACAUCUUGGAUUUCCACACCUGAGCAAACGAUUCUGUUGAAGGAAAAACGUUUCGGUUGACUUUUGAAGGUAGAAUGAAGCCAAGCUAGAAAGUUCAGCGCCCUCGAUACAUCUUGGAUUUCCACACCCGAGCAAACGAUUCUAUUGAAGGGAAAUUGUUUUGGUUGACUUUUGAACGUAGAAUGAAGCCGAGCUAGAAAGUUCCGUGCCCUUGAUACAUUUUGGAUUUCCAUACCCAAACAAACGAUUCUGUUGAAGGAAAAUUGUUUUGGUUGACUUUUGAACAUAGAAUGAAGCCAGGCUAGAAAGUUCCGCGCCCUCGAUACAUCUUGGAGGGGCUCAUUGCGCACCGGCCACGUGCAGGAAUGUAUCAGAAACUCGCUGUCAGAAGGGUUCCUGCACACUGCUGCUGAUGAGAUGCCACCGCUUCUGCUGGGGACACGGGGACUUCACCGGCUCCAGCUGUGACAGCCUCCGUCUCUGUGAGGCCAAUUUCACCCUGCAGUAAAGGACUUUGCUUUUACGACCGCGCGUCGCCGUAGGCUUCGAUGGAGAAACCCAAAAAUUUGGCGCAGGCAGCACCAAAGAGCCAUCGAGGACAUGCCGAGGCUGCUGCGGGCACAGCGACGUCCCGGCAUCGGGGCGGUGACACCGCUGGGGACAUCGCUGGUGUCACGGAUCCUCUGCCCCCGUUCCCCGUGCAAUGGUUGGGACAAAUUUGGGGAAUUUUCGGGGAAUUUUCAUUGAAACGGUCCCAAAUCCUGAUGGGAAUUCUUAGGGUGAUGUCACUGGGGACACUUGGGGACGCUUUGGGGACACUCAGGGAUGCUCAGGGACACGGGGGCAGAGGGUGAAUGAGCCCACUCAGUGCCUUUGAAGAGAGGCAGCAGACCCGCGUUAUAAAUACCAAUAUAAAUGACAAUAUAAAUGACAAUAUAAAUGACAAUAUAAAUGACAAUACAAUAUUGGGUUCUGUAUUCAUCUAUCAGCUUUUGCCCGUUGUUCUUGAUCACAACAAUUUUGGUGCAAUUUAUAAUUCCUUUCAGCUGCUUUUUGGUAUAACGUGAUCUAUCCGUUUAUGCGUGCGCCAUUCAGCCGACAUAAAUGGCAGCGUAAUAAAUCGAUUUUACAUCCUAGGUCUCAGUGAAAUAUUAAAAGAGACUUUGAAAGGCUAAAAUGCUUUUCUAUCACAACUAUUAUAACUAAUUUUUCUAUGAUAAGUAAUACAGAGAAUGGUGUGAGACAAUUCUGUUUUUUCCAACGUUUGCAGGCUGUUGAUAAGAAAACAGUGACAGAAACCAGAGCGCCGGUGCCUUGGUUUGAAAGACAGGUAUCUGCUAGGGAGGGGCGGGGCCUCUCUAGGAAUGGAGAAAUUCCAAUCCCCUCCCUCUGAGUUAUUAUAAUUUAGAAAAUUAAAGGAGUUUUUCCAGGCGGAGCUAUGGGGAAAGGAAUAACAGUUCUUUACUAGUAAAUAUAACAGGACAAACAACCAGCAACAGCAAUAAUAAUAAUAAUAAGCAGCACCAAGAACCCCGAGGGGCUUUGCUUCACAAACCCGGGGCAGUCUGAUCCCUUGGGACCCCGAGAGCUCCAAGCUGGAGCUGUGGAAAACUCCGGGGCUGGUGGCUGGAAGGGCAGAGGAUGUCCCGGCAAAGCGAGCAGCGCCGAAGAAACCGCGACCCCUGGACGGGGCUGGCCCAGCUCCAGCAGGGCAGGAGAAGGGGCUCCGAAUUCCUGGGCGCCCCGGCAGAUGAUGGAUGGUGGUGGAAUUCCCAGGAGCGGACCCUCCGUUAGCAGCGGACUCCUCACGCAGUGAGCAGCCGCCCGACCGUGCCUCUCCGACCCUCCGCUCCGGGAGCGCUGCGCUUUUCCCUCCCACAAACUGAAGUGAUCUUCCCCCACCUUUGGCCGCUUCUUUUGUGUGGGUCAAGCAGCCUCUAAGCGUCAGUGUUUACUCUCUUGGCAACUUACGGGGGACAAAAAUUCUAUAGGGGGGAAAAAAAGCAAAGAACAAAACCAAAAGUAACCUCCAAACAGGCGGAGAGGAAUUUGUUCAUUUACCAGGAAGUGUUCAAAGGGAGGGUGAGACGGCGAGAAGAAAUAAAAUACAUGGAUGUGAGUACGGGAUAUGAGUCAGAGGUUGGAACCAAAUAAGAGAGACCCUGGAAUAGAAAUCCCUGCUCACUCCAGGAGAGUGCAGAGAGCUGUGCCCGCUGUCUCAGGUGCGGUGCCGUGCCUGCACACGCUGCCUGUGUCCCCUCUGUCCCCUGUCCCCCCUGGCUGUGACCCCGGCGGUGACAGCGGCGGGCGCGGGGGCCGGACCGGCGGGGGUUGAGGGGCCGCACCCGGACCCGCCCGUUCCUCCAGUGUCACUCGGGCGUGUCCCCCCUGUCCCUCGGAGUGUCCCCAGCGGCCAUGGGGCCUCGAAAGAUGCGACAGUCCCGGCGAGAGGAGAGAGAGGCGCUGGAGUGGCCGGUGGCCGUGGUGGCCACCCUGGGCGAGCUGGUGGCCGCCGUGACCGCGCCACGCAGGAGCACGUGGCCACUCCUGUACCCACAGUCCAUGCACCAAGACCUGAGGAAAUUCAUCCGGACCCUCCGGGACACCCUGGACCACGGCGGUGUCACCUCCCUGGGCCAGCGCGGUGUCACCCCCCUGGGCCAGGCUCUGGCCACCCCUGGGGCCACCUGGGCCGAUGUGAGAGCCGCGGUCAGAGGCUGGCGGAAGUUGGUGGAUGAGCUCGAUGAGAACUGGGACAAUCUGGUUGACGAUGCUGCUGACCUCUUUGAUGACUUGAAGGACAAGGCCACCACCAGGGCCACUGCCGAGGACACUGAUGAGGAGAUGGAUGAGACUGACGAGGACACUGAUGAGGAGACCGAUGAGGAGACCGAUGAGGAGACUGAUGAGGACACUGCCACCGCCCGGGAUGGGGACCUGAUGGAUGACAGCGCCGGCCAGGGGACAUCUGGGGACAACCUGGUGGCCACAGCCCAGCAGACACCGACGGCUCGUGCUAAUGAUGAGUUUGACUUGAUGCUGGAAGAGCACUAUGCCCGGGUGGAUGCAGCCAAGAAGACCAUGAUAGAGGCCAUGGUGGCCGCCGGCCAGGCAGAGACGGCCACCAGGAGGGAACAGCUGGUGGCCGUGGGACUGCUGGGGCGCUUGGUGUAUGAGUGUAAGAAAGCCUCCUGUCUCACCUUGGAGCUGGAUGACCGGCUCAAAUCCAUCAAGACCGCCCUGGAGGGGACACAGGAGGCGUCCCCCAAUGUCCCCGAGGCCUUGGUGGCCGCGGUGGCCGAAUUCGAGCGGCUGUGGGACGCCAGCGCCCGCCUGACCACGCGUCACCUGCUGGUGACACUUGGGGAAAUCGACUUCCUCCUCUCGAGUCCCGACGGCGGCUCCGGUGGCCCUCGUGGCCCCCGUGGCCGUGCGGUGGCCAAACGGUGCCAGAAAGCCAUCAAGAGCAUCCCGAGGCUUCUGAAGGGAAAGUGACAUCACCAAUGUGACGUCAUAGGGACAGUGACGUCAUCGUGGGCAUCGCUGGUGUCACUCGUCCCCUCCCCACGUGGGAUUUGCGACAGCUUAUGUGUGCACGUAUAGCCGGCAUAAAUACAGCGUAAUAAAUAGAGAUUACAGCACAGGCCUUGGCAAAAUAUUAAAAUAGAGACCGCGCAAUUCUAAAAGGCUUUUAUAACGAUUGUAACGAAGUUUUUAUUAUAACUCCUGUAAUCAGCUUUUAUAUUAUAGCUAUUAUUACUAACUUUCAUAUUAUACCCAGCUCAGGGAAUGGGUGGAAACAAUCCUGUUGCUUCCCAGAUCUGCGGGCUGGUGAUAGCAGUGACAGAAACCAGAGCGCCGGAGAAGAAUUUAUCAAUUUCCCAGGGAGUGCGGGACGACAGGACGGGACCAGGAGAAGGAAUAAAAUACAUGGACGUGAUCUACGGGACGUCCUGCAGACAAGUCAGAGGUGGGAACCAAACUGGAGAGUUCCUGGAACAUCAAAAACUCACAGGAAUGUUUGAAUGAUGUCCAAACUCAUGAACGUGUAUGUGCCCCAGCACGGAGAACGUUGUUUUAAAACACCCCAGCGCUGGAUAUUGUCCCCUUUUUUAUCCCUGAAUAAACUGGUAACAAUUUCAAA